This is a messenger RNA of Eurypyga helias (sunbittern), 811 nucleotides long. Its product is annotated as nibrin-like. The transcript is spliced from 6 exons. The record is from RefSeq and is a predicted model, not a curated record. Lineage: Eukaryota; Metazoa; Chordata; Aves; Eurypygiformes; Eurypygidae. Gene Ontology annotation, cellular component: Mre11 complex. Gene Ontology annotation, biological process: double-strand break repair via homologous recombination; mitotic G2 DNA damage checkpoint signaling. Gene Ontology annotation, molecular function: protein binding; damaged DNA binding. The annotation marks the transcript as partial.
AGCCAGUGUCUCUCAGUCCCUGUAUUAACAGUAAAAGAUACAUCUAAGUAUGGUACCUUUGUUAAUGGAUCAAAACUCAAUGGCACUUCAGUGUCAUUGCAGUCUGGUGACAGAAUCAACUUUGGAGUCUUUGAGAGCAAGUUUAGAGUAGAGUAUGAAUCUUUGGUUGUCUGCUCCUCAUGUUUAGAUGUUGCUCAGAAAACUGCUUUACAUCAAGCCAUCCAGCAGCUUGGAGGCCUUCUAGUGAAUGAAUGGACGAAAGAGUGAGUAAUGGUAUCAGUAAAAGUUACUGUUAAGACUAUAUGUGCUUUGAUUUGUGGUCGGCCAAUUAUAAAACCAGGGUUUUUUAUUGAAUUAAUCAAAGCUGUUCAGUCCAGGCAGCAGUUGCCAAAUCAUGAAAGCUUUUAUCCUCCAGUUGACGAGCCUUCCAUUGGCACUGAAAAACUGGAUUUAUCAGAGCGUGCUGAAAGGAAAAAAAUAUUCAGUGGAAAAACUUUUGUGUUUCUAACUGCCAAGCAGCACAAGAAACUGGGUCCAGCAGUUAUUCUUGGAGGAGGGCAAGCAAAAUUGAUGACAGAGAGUAGAAAAGAAACGUCUUUACUGGUUUCUCCUAAAGUUUGUGUUGUUGAUGUGGGUAUGACAGACUCUCAGAUCCCAGGAUCUGACUCUGUGAGAAACUGGACUGAUUCCAUUCUGGCUGUCUUGCAAAGCAAGGAUCUCAGGGCUAUUCCCGAAGCAGAAAUUGGAUUGGCAGUUAUCUUCAUGUCUACAGAAAAAUACUGUAAUCCUCAAAAGCAGCCCAGUAACAAAG